GUGGGAUCAGAAGCUCCUGCACAUGGUCAGGGGUCAAACAUUGGCCCUGGCUUGUCCAGCAGGCCCACAAGGCAUUUGGAAGCGGGAGAGAGACAGAGGUCAAGGACUACUCUUAGGUUUUUGGUCUGAACUGGAGAAAACAGGGAGGGAGCUGGAUGGGUGUGGGGUACGUAAGAGAAGGGCGUAGAGGACACCUUUCUGGCAUUCUCUGCCCUGAGGAAGGUAGGAGACGGUCUUGGAGGGUCCAUCGGGUUUGGCUUCCACUGACAAUGGGGGCCAUUGAGAAGAGGCUGAUGGCCCUGGGAGCUGAAGUCUGUGGCAGGAAGCAGGGGCAGAGCUGGUGCGUUGAGCAGGUGGGGAGAAUCAGCAGUACCAGGAGGGCUGGAGCCCAAGUGCCGGAGGCAGCUGCAGCUGAAGUCAGCAAUGGGUCCCAGGUGGGGUGUGGAGAAAGCAGCAUGAAGCUGCCCCGCAGAGCCGGGAAAGGCUGGAGAUUAGGAGUCCAGUCUCGGACACGACGCAGCGAGCCAGUAGUAAGGGUGGGAGGGGCACAUUUGCAAGGCACGCCUACAGGUGGUAUUUGAGGCUGGACGGGGUCACGAGGUGGCGGGGAAGGGAGGCUAGAGGACCAGGAGGCGAAGGACCCUGACACAAGGACUUCCUGGAGGACGACGAAAGAGACGGGAGGAACCAGUAGGUAGGAGCCCACCAGGCGUGUCCGGAGGCAGGGAAGAAGUCAGCCGGCCCCGCUGUCCAAUAGGACACGCGGGCUGCUAGGGACCCCGGCAGGAAGGUGUUCCUGCAACGGUGGCCGUGAAAGCCGGCGGGCUGCGCUCAAGGGUGAAGGGGGUGCCGUGGGGACAGCGGACACAGGAGCCUUCGGAGAAGCCGGAGAGGGAGGAGGUCCCGUCAAGGGCGGGCGUAGCCCUGCUAUCGCGGGGGGUCGGGGGAAGUCCCCCGAGGACUGGGGGAAAGAGAUGGGGACGGAGCCCGAACCCAGGACCCCGCCGCCGCCGCCGCCGCCUACCUGCCGGCGGCCAUACAAAGCCGAGGGAGCGGGAAGCGCCGAAUCCGAAACACAGUCCGCCCGCGGCCGAUUCAAAUACUGACGGUUGGCACGCACGGCCAAUCAGCGCGCGGCCGGGGCGGGACGCACGGGCGCCGGGGGUUCCACUUCCGGGGGCGGGGCACACUGGGCGCCGGAAGCCAUCGGGAUCGCGGCUCGCAGUGCCUGCGGAGGGGAAGGGAAGGGUUGCUGGCGGGCGGGAGGUGACUGUGGGGCUCGCCGUCGCCCGGGGAUCUCGGGUUCCGCGGCGGACGCGACUGGGUUGCGCGGCAAGGCCAGAGCCUGACGGCCAUUGGCCCAGGCCGCAGUUUCCCCAGUUGUAAAAUGGGGCCAGCUGCAACCCCACCCACAAGGUGGGUCUUGGAAUGGAGCCAAACCCUCGCGACUCACCACUUCGGGUUCUGUAGUUCGGAGCGCUGCAACUCCACUUCCCAGAGUGCCCUGCGGUAGAUCUGGUGGCGGGACUCCAUUCCCCGGGGUGCCCCGCGUCGAGAUGACGUCUCCCAGAGCGCCCCACGCCGACCUGUGGGCGGGGACCCAUGGCCCAGAAUGCCCCGCGGGCAGAGACACCGUCUCCCGUCGCGCCCGGCACCGGCCUGGUGCACACCUGCCGGCGCCCACCGGCUCCGAACUGUCGGCUCCGUUUCCCGUCGGCCGCUGCGGGCCUCUCCCUGACAGCUUCCUGGCGGUCGCGACGGCGCGAUGGACAGCCCGGAGGUCACCUUCACGCUGGCUUACCUGGUGUUCGCCGUGUGCUUCGUGUUCACACCCACCGAGUUCCACUCAGCCGGGCUCACGGUGCAGAACCUGCUGUCGGGCUGGUUGGGCAGUGAGGACGCCGCCUUUGUGCCCUACCACCUGCGCCGCACUUCCGCCACGCUGCUGUGCCACUCGCUGCUGCCGCUCGGGUACUACGUGGGUAUGUGCUUUGCAGCUUCAGAGAAGCAGCUCUACUCCCCUAGCCAGGCCCCGGAGGCCUGGCAGCUCUUCCUCCUGCUGGCGGUGACCCUGCCCACCGUCACCUGCACCCUGAUCUACUACUGGUCCUGGGAUCGGUGGGCCUGCCACCCACUGGCCCGCACCCUGGCCCUCUACGCCCUCCCACAGUCAGGGUGGUGGGCCGUUGCCUCCUCCGUCAACACGGAGUUCCGGCGGAUCGACAAGUUUGCCACGGGUGCACCAGGUGCUCGUGUGAUUGUGACGGACACGUGGGUGAUGAAGGUGACCACAUACCGUGUGCAUGUGGCUCAGCAGCAGGAUGUGCACCUGACUGUGACAGAAUCGCAGCAGCACGAGCUCUCACCAGACUCCAACCUGCCUGUGCAGCUCCUUACCAUCCACGUGGCCAGCACCAGCCCUGGCGUGCAGGCCUUCGACAUCCGGAAUGGAGCCCUGCCCAGCAGAAGGGCAUUGGUUCGGUGGCCCAGCCCAGCAGCCCCCACCUCGUGCAGGCUGAACUCCACGGAGUACGGCGAGCUGUGUGAGAAGCUCCGGGCACCCAUCCGCAGUGCGGCCAACGUGGUCAUUCGUCAGAGCCUGGGUGACCUGUUCCUGGAGACGUUCGCUUCUCUGGUGGAAGUCAAUCCAGUCUACUCGGUCCCCAGCAGCCAGGUGAGUGCCGGGCGUGGGCAGGGGAAUCCCAGGGGCCAGUCUCCCCGGGUGUGGGGCGGCCACACUCCCUGUGACCCCCUGGGCCCGCCCACAGGAGCUGGAGGCCUGCAUCGGUUGCAUGCAGACGCGUGCCAGCGUGAAGCUGGUGAAGACCUGCCAGGAGGCGGACGAGGGCGAGUGCCAGCAGUGCUACUGCCGCCCCAUGUGGUGUCUCACCUGCAUGGGCAAGUGGUUCGCCAGCCGCCAGGACCCGCAGCGCCCUGACACCUGGCUCGCCAGCCGCGUGCCCUGCCCCACCUGCCGUGCUCGCUUCUGCAUCCUGGAUGUGUGUCCUGUGCGCUGAGCCGGCUGGGCGUCAGAGUGGCCUUGGGGACCCCACGGCCACCGUGAGGAGCAGCCAGGCCUCCAGGCCCCUGUUGGUGUUGUCAGCCAGCGGUUUUUUUCCUUGUGUGACGGAGGAGGAGGCUUUGUGUCUGAAAAGGAGGUUUUCUGCUGCUGGCAGUGCUGGGCUGGGGCUUCGGUGCCUCUGCUUCCUUUGCUUUCUGUUUCACCAGGUAGGACAGGUGCUGAACACAGAACUCGGUGUGGCGUGGGGCCUGUUUCCAGAGCAUUCUGAGGCCACCUGAGCUAUCUUCUGCGGACCGGGGAUCUGCCUCUGUGGCGCUCCCCUGAACCACUUGCCUUAAUUUUAUGCCGCACACUUGCCUCUUAGUUACAUACCAGACCCAGGCUUAUCCGAACUGGUUGUGGUGCGUCCUCCAGGCUCCCAUCUCCAAGCUAGCUGCUGGCCCUGUGGUGGUGUGUCCCCUCCAACCCCGCCAGGCUGCUCUGAUGAUCUGGGGGAGCGUCUGACAGUGCAGAAAGAGGCCUGGGGUGCAGCUCCAGGGUGAGAGCACCGCCUGAGCUUCCUGCUGGCUCUUCCUGGAGGGGCGGACCCGCCCUGCUCCCUGCCCGGGAGCUCCUGGGCUUCCUGUUAGAGGCUGGGUGAGGGGCUGGCUUCUCUCAAAUCCUUUUCUUUAGUUGCAUGCUUGUGGGGCUGCCUGUCUCCUGGAGGGGCACGCAUCGCCAUGCCUGCUGCUGCCCCCAGGAGUCCAAGGAAAGGCGAAGCCUCAGACUCCUGGUCAGAGAUGGCACUGAGCUGAAGACACACACAGUGACUUCCUACAUCCAGGCAACAAGCUCACUGGGACACAGCACAGGGUUGGCCACAGCUCUGUAGGGUCCUCUUGAGUCAGAAAGGGAUGUGCCUCUUCCCAGUUUCUGGUGGCACAAUUGAGAGGGGAGUCCCAGGCCUUAGGAUCCAGCUCUGACAGAUGUGGCUGCCAGAGGGGGGUCCUUGCUUGGAGCCCUCACAUUCGUAGUCCUAAGCCUCCUAAGCCUGGCUGUUUUAAGCAGGGGUGAUGGGCCCAGCUAGUUGGGACUUGCCCAAGGCCACACUGAAACCCAAGGGAUUUGGGAGUGGAGGUCGCUCAGUUUUGUGGACUCCCAGGGUACUCCACAAAGGAAGGCAGGCCAUCAGAGGGGAGGGCAAGCCCAGCCUCAGCCCAGUUUCAGGUGCUGCCAAGGGAGGGCUGGGUCAGUUAUUUUUACUACAAAAGAACGUUACUUAGUUUUAUAAAGAAAACUUAUUGUAGCUAAGCGAUACAGUAUUUAAUAAAACGAUAGUCUGAAAACAGA
Messenger RNA from Suricata suricatta (meerkat), 4351 nucleotides. RefSeq names its product transmembrane protein 129 (gene TMEM129). Gene Ontology annotation, biological process: protein ubiquitination. NCBI's taxonomy places the organism in Eukaryota, Metazoa, Chordata, Mammalia, Carnivora, Herpestidae. The record is from RefSeq and is a predicted model, not a curated record. The transcript is spliced from 3 exons. Gene Ontology annotation, molecular function: ubiquitin protein ligase activity. Bases 1766 to 2938 code for a protein of 390 amino acids. Gene Ontology annotation, cellular component: membrane; endoplasmic reticulum.